Messenger RNA from Serpula lacrymans var. lacrymans S7.9, 2973 nucleotides. RefSeq lists its product as uncharacterized. Gene Ontology annotation, molecular function: mannose-ethanolamine phosphotransferase activity. Gene Ontology annotation, biological process: GPI anchor biosynthetic process. Bases 1 to 2973 code for a protein of 990 amino acids. The record is from RefSeq and is a predicted model, not a curated record. The transcript has 2 exons. NCBI's taxonomy places the organism in Eukaryota, Fungi, Basidiomycota, Agaricomycetes, Boletales, Serpulaceae. Gene Ontology annotation, cellular component: endoplasmic reticulum membrane.
AUGUUGUCCAAGCAGAUUUACCUCCUUCUGUGGGUGCUUUUUGUACACCUGGCGGGGAUUUAUCUCUUUACAAAAGGCUUUCUCCUCAAUCGUCUAUCGCUUUCAGACUCGAGCAUCUGCUCGCACGAUGUCUGCACAUCUCUCGCUACCCAUAAAAAAGCUAUAUUGCUCGUUAUAGACGCCCUUCGGUUCGAUUUCAUCUCCAAUGAUCCUCCACACCCAGCUUCUCCAUACCACCACAAUAUCUUAACGCUUCCACGCGAGCUCACAGAACAACAUCCAGAACGAUCUUUUAUAUUCAAUGCUUACGCAGAUCCCCCGACGACAACUUUACAGCGGAUCAAGGGCCUCACUACCGGCUCUCUGCCCACCUUCGUGGAUAUUGGCUCCAGCUUUGGCGGAUCUGCUAUCGAGGAAGAUUCGCUCAUACAUCAGUUGCAAGUUGCAGGUAGAAAGAUUGCUUUCAUGGGCGACGACACGUGGACUACUGUUUUCCCGGAUAUUUUUGAAUCCAACAUGUCUUUUCCAUACGACUCUUUCAAUGUUGAAGAUCUUCAUACGGUAGAUGAGGGUGUCGUCAUGCACUUACUUCCCUUACUAAGUGAUCGCACCUUGUCUUGGGAUUUUGCGAUUGCUCAUGGCCUAGGUGUUGAUCAUGCUGGCCACCGCGUUGGACCUGACCACCCUACUAUGAGAGCUAAAUUGGCACAGAUGAACGACUUGUUGAUUCGCGUUGUUGAUCUUCUGGAAGACGAUACACUCCUUGUUGUCAUAGGAGAUCAUGGAAUGGACAGGACAGGAAAUCACGGCGGAGACAGCGUCUUAGAGACAAUGUCUGCGGUUUGGAUCUAUAGCAAAGGACCAAUACUUUCAGGGCGCACCUCUUCGAUACCACAAACCAUCUUGCCCAACAUCGUUUUCCCAGGAGCUUCAGUUCCUCACCGCCUUAUUCAACAAGUUGAUAUAGUGCCAUCAUUAUCUUUGCUUCUCGGGCUGCCAAUACCAUUCAACAACCUUGGGAGUAUCAUUCCUGAAUUAUUUGAUCGAGACACCGAACACUACAUACUAGAACAAGCUUUGGAUGCCAAUGCUGUACAGAUCCAAAAAUAUACCGAAACCUACCGUGCAACGUCCUCUGGUAAGGAGUUAGACGCCGCUUGGCUCGACUUUCAGAGCGCGUGGGCUGCAUCUCAAUCAACUUCGUCCGAGGAGCGGGUGGCUUCUUUGUUCGACUAUAACCGUCUUGUACUGUCUUCAUGCCGUGUGCUUUGGGCGCAAUUCAACAGUAUUUUAAUCGGUUGCGGACUAGCUGUGAUUAUCGCCGGCGUGCUAGCUGGCCUUGUCCUUUAUCUAGGUCUCAACUACUCUGAUAAACCCGAACAGUGGCUUAGUGAUCAGUUAUCAAGAUGCUUGUUUGGCAUAGUAGGUGGUGCAGUCGCAGGAACGGCUGUGUAUUUCCUCCUUAAGAGCCGAGUCGAAGGAAUUGGUGCAAGUCACUCGAUAAUUUUCAGCAGCGCAUUUAUAUCGUCUCUCGUGAUCAUCAUCUCUUCCUACGCAUCAUUUUCUUUCAAUGCGCUGAAAUCGAUAUCUCUUCCUCUCGUCUUGCACGCACUAUGCUUUGCCUCAAACUCAUUCACAAUCUGGGAGGAUAGACUUGUUCUCUAUCUCCUGUUAACGUCCAUGGUUCCCAGUGUUUUGACCGGAUUCACCGCUCCGACUCCUCGCCUUCGUUAUCGCAUCCUGGGUUACUCUGCUGUUUUCGCGAUUUGCGUCCGGCUUAUGGCUAUGAGCACUGUGUGCAGAGAAGAACAACAAAUACACUGUCUUGUCUCUUUCUAUUCCUCAUCCUCGUCCUCAGCUCCCCAUUUGCUCCCCCUUUUCCUAGCCCUCCCUACGUCCUUUGCCUUGCCUAGAAUAAUGAAGAAAAUAUUGAGCACUUCGAAGUCAGAUGGGUGUCUCGCCGCCUUUUUCUUGCCGUAUUUCCUAACUCCAGCACUUGUAGCUGGAAGCUUAUUCUGGAUGCUUGAAUGGGCCCAAUCAGCAGAUCUUUUUGAUGAACUCGCUGGUGAUAAUCUGAGGGUCAUCAGGACUAUCAUGGCUAGAGGUGUAAUCGUGGGCAUGGCGGUCGUUGGCCUGGCAGUCUGGAGAGUCGUCCCGGUGUGCCUCGAAAUACAACGGGACCAACAAGUGGACACUGAGACUAAAGGGACAACCCACGAUCAGGAUGAAAAGAAACAAGUCACUGUCCUGGGUUUUGCAAAUGCAUUUGGUUCACCUUACCUCAUAUUUUGGUCUAUCUUUUUAGCUCUCGUUUGGGCUACGACACAAUUGACAGGCCAGAUAAUACUCGGAUUGACAACCAUCGCGCUGUUGGCUUACCUAGAGGUUGCCGACGGCGUUCGAGAUGUGGUUGGUUUGAAUGCUGCCUUUACAUCCGGAAAUCCUUCCAGUAUCUCAGAUUUGGAUUUGUCACACAUCAGGGUUCCACUCACGUUCUCUAAAAUUGUGCCGCUUGCCCUUCUGGGUAUUCACGCAUUCCAUGGGACCGGGCACCAACCUACGAUCCCUUCUAUGCAAUGGAAAACUGCGUUUGUGCUUGCAAAAAACGUAGUAUUCCCUUUUUCGCAGGCUACCGUAAUACUGAAUACUCUUGGCCCACACUUCCUCCUCGCACUCGCAUCUCCUCUGCUUGUCCUAUGGAACCUUCCCCCCUUACCACCUCCAUCGUUAUCAAUACCUUCUCUGCGAGCAGCCCUAGGUAUAUCAUUGUACUAUUCUACACUUCUGUUGGGGAGUGCAGGAAGUGCUGCUGCGCUACGGAGGCACCUAAUGGUAUGGAAGAUAUUCGCGCCCAGGUACAUGUUCGCUGCGGUUUCGCUAAUAGCCAUCGACCUUGGUGCCUUGAUUGGCGUGGUCAUCGGAGUGGAUAGGAUCCGAGAACGGAUAACUAAAAUAUUUCAGGCCAUUGCAUGA